This is a messenger RNA of Thermothelomyces thermophilus ATCC 42464, 1525 nucleotides long. RefSeq lists its product as uncharacterized. The record is from RefSeq and is a predicted model, not a curated record. The transcript is spliced from 2 exons. Gene Ontology annotation, molecular function: hydrolase activity, acting on carbon-nitrogen (but not peptide) bonds. Bases 232 to 1518 code for a protein of 428 amino acids. NCBI's taxonomy places the organism in Eukaryota, Fungi, Ascomycota, Sordariomycetes, Sordariales, Chaetomiaceae.
CAUCGCCGGAAGAGGUGCGGAGGCGGCUGAGGGAGUAUCUGGAUGCCAACCCGGGGGUCGGGAGCAAGGAAGAAUGGGGCAGGGGAAUCGGCUGGGACCAGAUGACUAUGGGGGGGAUGCCUUUUGCCGUGGGUAUUUUUCCUUCUCUUUCCGGUCUUGUUGAGAAAAUGCCGGUUCGGGGUUGAAAGGGGGGUGGCGGUGUGCUGACGCUGUGUGAGCGAGCGGUAGGAUAUGCUGGAGGAGGAUGAGGCCUUGAGGGGCAAAUACUUGAUGCUAGACCGCGUGGAUGUGCAUUGCACGUGGGUUUCCAGGGCGGUGCUGGACCUGCUGCCGGCGGAUCUGCCCGAGGAGGUGCCCGGGGGCGAGAUUGUGAGGACGCCCGGAAUGGGCGUGUUCUGUGACAACGCAAUGGACUUGGUCACCUCGCUAUGGCCUAAGCCAAGCAAGGAGCGGAGGAAGAAGUUUGUGGCGUCGGCCAUGAGGGAGCUGCACAAGGUCGGGCUCGUGGGCAUGCACGAUGCGGGCGUGGUGCCGGCUGACGUCGCAAUGUACGACGAGAUGAGUCGCACGGAGGACUGGACGCUCAGGGUGUACGCCAUGCUCGAAUGUCCGGAGAGGAACACGUUCUGCCCCGACGAGGCGGUCCAGGUGCAGCACCCCGACGGCAUGCUCUCGGUCAGGAGCGUCAAGCUGUUUGCCGACGGCGCCCUGGGAAGCUGGGGUAGCGCCAUGAUCGAGCCCUAUUCAGACCGCCCCGACACUUCGGGUUCGCUGCUGGUCAACGCCUCCACUCUCACUUCGCUCGCGCGGUCCUGGUCUGCAGCCGGCUUUCAAGUCAACAUCCACGCCAUCGGGGACCUCGCCAACCGCCUGGCCAUCGAUGCCCUCGAGGCAUCGCUCAAGGACCUCUGCCCCGACAGCCAAGACCUCGCGGCCUGCCAGUCCCGCCACCGCUUCCGCAUCGAGCACUCGCAGAUCAUCCACCCGGCCGACCAGCAGCGGUUGCACGCCAUCGGCAUCAUCCCUUCCAUCCAGCCCACCCACGCCACCUCGGACAUGGCCUACGCCGAGCUCCGUCUCGGCGAGGAGCGCACGCGCACUGAGGCCUACCGCAUGCGCUCCCUGCUGGACAUUAGCCCCGUCCUGGGCAGCGACUUCCCCGUGGAACCGCCGAACCCCUUGGAAGGUGUCUACGCCGCCGUAACGAGGAAAAGCCCGCACACGGGAAUGGGACCGCCGGGGUACGAGGACGGCUGGCACGUGGAAGAGGCGCUGACGGUGGAGCAGGCGCUGGAUGGGUUUACCAGGGGCGUGGCCAGGGGGGCGUUCAUGGAUGGGCAGGCAGGGGUCAUCGCCGAGGGGGCUUUUGCGGAUUGGAUUGUUUUGGAUGAGGACGUCAUGGCCGUUGAGGCAGAAGAGAUAAGGAGGUUGAGGGUGAGGGAGACGUGGGUAGGGGGGAAGAGGGUGUAUUCGAGGGAACAAGACUACUUGACGGGAGAACUGAAGGAGGAUCUAUAGGAGUGAU